AUGGCAGCCACCAUGGCCCUCUCCUCACCUUCUUUCGCCGGGCAGGCGGUCAAGCUCGCCCCCGCCGCCCCGAGGUCCUCGGCGAGGGGAGGAUUGUCGUGAACGGGGAGCCUUGCACGUCUUGCACGUCUUUUCGCGUAACGGCAUAAGCCUUGCACGUCUCGAGGCACACCUGCCUAGAGCUGUAAGAGGUUGCUUAUUGCUUACGGUUAUUCCUUUUCCCCUUUUGUUGCUCCCUUAUUUAAAGAGGGCUGUAAGAGGUUUUCAAUGAGCGAGAUAGUCUUCCUUGUUCCUCCUGCUGGGUUUUUCCUGUGACUCAGAAGGUGAUCUCGCCGGCGACGUCUUAACUGCCGUCGUCUCUCCGGCGAGUUUCUAACAAGGAUCUCCAUGAGGAAGACCGCCGCCAAACCCAAGCCCGUCUCCUCCGGCAGCCCCUGGUAUGGCCUCGACCGCGUCAAGUACCUGGGCCCCUUCUCCGGCGAGGCCCCCUCCUACCUCACCGGCGAGUUCCCCGGCGACUACGGCUGGGACACCGCCGGCCUCUCCGCCGACCCGGAAACCUUCGGCAAGAACCGGGAGCUGGAGGUCAUCCACUCCCGCUGGGCCAUGCUCGGCGCCCUGGGCUGCGUCUUCCCGGAGCUGCUUGCCCGCAACGGCGUCAAGUUCGGCAAGGCCGUGUGGUUCAAGGCGGGGUCCCAGAUCUUCAGCGAGGGCGGCCUGGACUACCUGGGCAACCCCAGCCUGGUGCACGCCCAGAGCAUCCUGGCCAUCUGGGCCACACAGGUCAUCCUCAUGGGCGCGGUCGAAGGCUACCGCGUCGCCGGCGGGCCACUGGGCGAGAUCACCGACCCGUGUACCCCGGCGGCAGCUUCGACCCGCUGGGUUUGGCUGACGAUCCCGAGGCCUUUGCGGAGUUGAAGGUGAAGGAGAUCAAGAACGGACGGCUGGCCAUGUUCUCCAUGUUCGGUUUCUUUGUUCAGGCGAUCGUCACCGGGAAGGGUCCGCUGGAGAACCUGGCCGACCACCUGGCGGACCCCGUCAACAACAACGCCUGGGCCUACGCUACCAACUUCGUCCCCGGUAAGUGA
This is a messenger RNA of Spirodela intermedia, 1088 nucleotides long. The record is from the annotation of a GenBank genome assembly. NCBI's taxonomy places the organism in Eukaryota, Viridiplantae, Streptophyta, Magnoliopsida, Alismatales, Araceae.